AAAACAACCGCCAGAAACGCCGCUGUUUCUGGUCCGCGCACGUCCGAGCUGCUCAUGACUUCUAACACUUUUACAAAUGAUUCUGAAAUCAAACAUUAAGAUCUGACUGAUUUACUCAAUUCAUCUGGAGCUGAAUAUCAUCAUCCUUUCAAUAUAGAAAGAGAAACAAUUUGUUCUGUUUGGGAAAAGAUUUAAAACAGCCAUGGGAACGGCACCAAGACGCAGACAUACACCUAAAUGAGUGUUUUCGUGAUUUGGCUGUGGAAGAAGCUUUAAUCAAUUAUAUAGCCUGAAAAACAUUACUUUGUGGAUGUAACUACAACUGAUCAACUAAGCUAAGAGGCAGAGCACACUCGCAUGCUGGAAAAUACAUGUUCUGUAGGAAGGGAUUCAAUUAUCCAUCUGUGUUGGGAAUUUAUCAAGGCAUUCACACUGGAAGUGAUCGUUCACCUGUACUGAGUAUGGAGCUGGAUUUUUUUCAUUUAUCCAAUGUGCCAAGAAACCAGCUUGUCCACUCUGAAGUGUGAAUGAUUAAAUGUUCAGACUGUGAGAAGACCCUUAAAACAGCAAUGACUUGCAGAAAUACCAAUACAUUCAGCCUGGAGAGAGACAAUUUAACUGCUGGAUUUGUGGAAAGAAGUUCAUCUAAUCUCCUGAAACACCAAUGAAUUCACACUGGUGAGGGGUCAUUUCCCUGCUGUGUGCAUUUGAAGGGACUCAUCGUGUCAUUCACCCUCCUGCUGCACCAACAAAUUCAUGUAGCAGAGAAGCCGCUGGCAUAUGGGAAGGGAUUCACUCAAGCAUUCAUCAUGCAGAUACACCGGAUUUUGAACAGUGAAAGAAAAACUACCAUUCACAUCGAGGAGAAACACGCAUUGUCCGUGUGCGGAGGAGUGAAUGAAGGUUCGUCGGAAAUGUCCAAACGCCAGCGCAGUCACACUGGGGAGAGACUGUGGAAAUGUGGGGAUUGUGGGAAGGGAUUUCUUUACCCAUCCCAGCUGGAAAUGCACCAACGCAGUCACACUGGGGAGAAGCCAUUCACCUGCUCUGAUUGUGGGAUGGGAUUCAGUCAGUCAUCCAGCCUGCGGAUCCACCAGCGAGUUCACACUGGGGAGAGACCAUUCACUUGCUCCCACUGUGGGAUGGGUUUCAGUCAGUCAUCCAGCCUGCGGAUACACCAACGCAGUCACACUGGGGAGAAACCGUUCACUUGUUCCAAUUGUGGAAAGGGAUUUGCUUCAUCGUCCAGCCUGCGGAAACACCAACGCGUUUGCACUGGAGAGAGACCAUUCACCUGUUCUGAAUGUGGGAAAGCAUUCACUCGCUCGUCUAUAUUGCUAGAACAUCAACAUGUUCACUCUGUAGAGAGACCAUUUGCUUGCUCAGAUUGUGGGAAAGCAUUCGCUCAGUCGUCCAAACUGCUGAUACACCAACGAGCUCACAGUAGAGAGAGACUAUUCACCUGCUCUGAAUGUGGGAAUGGAUUCACUCAUUCAUCUAAUCUACCAGAGAACCACACAGUUUAUACUAGAGAGAAACUAUUCACCUGCUCCACUUGUGGGAUGGAAUUUGCUCCAUCAUCCAGUCCGCAGAUACAUCAGCUCGUUCACACUGGAGAGAGACCAUUCAUUUGCUCUGUGUGUGGAAAGGGAUUCACUCGGUCAUCCCACGUGCUGAGACAUCAGCAGGUUCACACGGGGGAGAGAGCAUUCAGCUGCUCAGUGUGUGGGAAAGGAUUUACUCAGUCAUCCCACCUGCUGGUACACCAGCGAGUUCACACUGAAGAGAAACCGUUCAACUGCUCCUGGUGUGGGAAGCGAUUCACUCAGUCAUCCACCUUGCAGAUACACCAGCGAGUUCAUACUGGGGAGAGACCAUUUACCUGCUCCCUGUGUGGGAAACGAUUUACUCAGUCCUCCAACCUGCUGAAACACCAGCGGGUUCACACUGGGAAGAGACCAUUCAUCUGUUCUGAAUGUGGAAAAGGAUUCAUUUGUUCAUCGGAACUACUGGAACACCAGCGAGUUCAUACUGGAGAGAAGCCAUUCAUCUGUUCCAAUUGUGGAAAGGGAUUUACCAAAUCAUCCAACCUGCGGAGACAUGAGCAAGUUCACACUGGGGAGAAACAGUCACUCAGAUAAUUCACCUGCUGAUACACCAGCCUGUUUGCUCCACAGAGAGACGAGUUCAUUUAUUUUGCAGGCAGAAAGGGAUUCACUCUGUUAUCCAAUACUGUUAAUACACCAGUGAAUUGGCAGUGGGUGGAUCCCAUUCACUUGCUCUGUCUGUGUAAAAGGAUUCACUUGUGGGAUGGAAUUCACUCUGUUAUCCAGUCUGCAGACAGACCAACCAGUUCACACUGGAGAGAGACCAUUCACUUGCUCUAUAUGUGGAAAGGGAUUCACAUGGAGCAGCUGAAUACUCUCUUUCCCCCAUGUGAAAGGGCUUGCUAUUUGCUAACACAUCAGAAAAUUCACAAAGAAACCACAGGUGAAGGACUUUGCUAUUACUCACACCACAGAAUGAACCUUAUUCCUUGGGCUGUUUGUUAAAGGUGCUGAUAUGGUAUAUAAAAUGCUGAUACCAUUGUGUAUCUGUAGGAUAGGUUUUGAAAAUGUUAACAAUGUUGUAUACAUGACAGUUACACUGGGUGAAGACUGUCCACCUGCAUAAUGUUUGUAAAGUGAGUUUCUGGUUCAUCAUGACUGGUUAAACAACAGUGAGUUCCCUCGGUGCUGGUGGGACGAUGCGGCUCCUUCAACAUGGUUAUGGUGUCCUUGGCUUUUUCUUUCCCCCAGAGAGACUGUAAAAGACUGGAAAGUCUAACUUUGAAGGGUUUAUGUUAGAUUAAAGCUAACAGCUAUUGCCUCAGGCAAAAGGCUUUAAUUUUUUUCUUUUAAAAGAAACCACUUGUACAAUGAAAAUGGAGUGAGUAGUUCUCUCAGCUCUGCUUUUCUCUGGUUUGAUUUUUGUUUUAGCAGUCUGGCUAUUCAGUGAAGACAGUCAGGCAGUUUUUGAAGCUGCUGGAUCCAAAGAGUCAGGUCCAUGCUGGUAGUCUCCCUCUGACAUCUCUCCUGUAAGACCCUGUGUUUGAGAUUACCUUUUGUGCCCAGGGAUGUUUAUGGAGAUUGUUGCAAGUAUA
Molecule: messenger RNA, 3142 nt
Organism: Chiloscyllium plagiosum (whitespotted bambooshark)
Lineage: Eukaryota; Metazoa; Chordata; Chondrichthyes; Orectolobiformes; Hemiscylliidae
Source: RefSeq, a predicted model, not a curated record